CGCUGCAUAAACAACCAAUAAUAAUAUAGAUGAGAUAGUGUCAUACUAAUUAAGAGAAUCGCAAUGUUUAACUCGUGGGUCAAUAUCGGUAAGGUUUCUCCGACUUGGAUUUUUUCUUCCACGGGGAAACCUAUAGCUAAGCUAGGAACCUAAACGUCGGCGGGAAUUGAGAAUUCUAAUUUCUUUGAAUUCAAAAUAAAAAAAAAAUAAUGCUAUUCAUAAAAAUAUAGGAAUUUUAAACAAUAAGAACCUAUUAGAGCACUUCUACUAUGCUAUAUAGUAUUGGUGCUUUAAUGUACAACUCAAAGUUGUACCAUAACAUUAAAUGUAUAAGUUUAGGUUGAACCAUAAAGUAAUUUGUACCAUUAUGUUAUGGUACAAUUUUACAACUUGAAGUUGUACCAUCACAUAAAGGUACAAGUUCAAGUUGUACCAUAAAAGAAUUUGUACAAAAAGUAUAGGUACAAUCUAAAGUUGUACCAUAACAUAAAUGUACAAUUUUAAGUUGUACCAUAAAGGCAAAAACCUAUAGCAUCAAUACUAUAUAGCAUUAUAAAAUUUCUCAACGUGUUACGGGAAAUUAUGCUUGUAUUCAAAUCAAUGGAAAAUUCAUCCGAGUGGGCUGACUGAUAGAAAGCCCAAAUAAAAAGUGCACCAAAAAGUGCAACCCUUUUCAUCAAAAGUGGAUGUUCUAAUUUCGUUUGGUGCGUGCAUUGUUGUAGUUGUAUAUUGCGUUAGCUUAAUAAUCAUAGUGCGGGAUUAACAUACAUAAUUUAAUUAGACGCGUCAUUAACCUUGGAUUAACGUUUGACGUUCCCAUAUGGCCGCCGGUUAAACUAAACAGAAUAGAAAAGGCUAAAAAGAGAUGCUGUGCUAACCUAAAACCUAGACUAGCCUACAAUUCUGUGCCACAUCGGGAAGGACGGAAAAAGUCCUGACGGCAAAGCUCGCCCAGCAGGAAACUAUUGUAUCUGUUGUUAUUAUUCCUCCCAAGUCAAAAUGUCAAUAGGGCAUCCAAUGCCAAAUGAUUUCCAAUGGAAUAGUCAAUGGUGUUCCAUUUUCGUACGAUUUUCUUCAUGACAUAAACUGAACUUGUACAUUGAACGUUAUUAUUUAAAUUCAACUUCUACCUAGAAUCACUUGCCAUUAUGAGCAAGGUAAAAUUCCUCCUAAUUAGUGUUAAAUAUCGGACUUCACAUCCAAGUUUUAUGUUAUGUAUUCAACUCUCCCUCCUUUCAUACUUUCUCUUUUUGUUCAUUCAAUUUUUUUUUGUCUACAGUUGAAUGAGUCCAAAUUCAAUUAAACAGAGGGAACUGAAGGUACUUUUUUUUGUUUCUUUUAAGUACACAACACAUCAGAAGUACACUUUGCUCAUAUCAUAUGAUUGAUUGGCUUUGUCCAUUGCCGUAUGCAUUGUUUCAUAAUUGAAUGAUGCCAACCCGCUGGGAAUAUUUGCCCUCCAUUCUUGCUUUUGCCACUUCCGUAGCAGACUUAUUUUGAAGCCCCUGAAUAUGCUGAGUGUCUAAUCUAAUGCAUUCUUUUUUAGUUGCAGGUUGUUGAUGUGUAGUAGAGAGGAGAGCAAAUAUGAGAUUGACGAAUCCGAUAGAACGAUACCAAAUCAAAUCAUAGCGUGCAUGUCACAUUAUUACUCUAUGAUCUAUUUGCUAAUGAAUCAUGAAUCAAAGCACAUUAAAUGGGAGUAUGAAUAAAGAACUGGUCUAACGACGGUACCACUACUAGGUUUCAAUUUGGAUAUUUCGAUUUCAAAUUCUGACACGGACGUUAUCUUUGUUUCCCCAGUUCCCAUUUAGCAGGGUGUAAAAAUAUAGUACUAGAAAGUAUAAUAUUGGAGGGAUUAAUUGUGUGAACAAACUGAUGAUGGGAUAGUUGUUAUACCACUGUAGUCAACUUCUAAUCCACGUUGACUUAUGAUUGCGGUAGUUGAAUUGAAACAAAGCAAAUUGGUUAACCAUUGUCCAAUGGUAAUGGACAACGAUUUAAGUCAUGUAUUUUUUUUAAGUACAAGUUUUUAUAAAGCUAGUGGGCACUAUGGAUAUUGAGUUAGGUCUGACCAUACGUAGCUCUUCAUUGAGUUAGGUUUGACCUUUUUUUUUUGUUGCAUUUCUACUUGUAUAAAAAAUGAGAGAGCAUCUCACAACAACUAAAUUCAAUUAUAAAAACAUUAAAAAGGGUAGAUACAAUAUAUUAGGCAAACCUUGUAACAUAAAACAACAAAAGCCCAAUGUAGUUUGAACUGGAUCGUUGCUGUGUUGGCCUGUUGGGUCCAUGCCUUUUGGGCUUCAGCCCUCCCUUCCCAGAGCCCAAUCCCCAAUGGUUGAGCCCAACAAAACUGACCAACUAACACCAAUAGUCAAUUUCCCGUGAUGGCAAAAUGUUGUCGACAUAACAGAACAAAAUUCCUUAGUCCACAACGUUCCCGUUUUCUCAAUUUCAGCCACAAAAUAUUUGAUUUUUCACCCAAAUAUGUGAUUUCCCGUUUUUUGGCAACCUUAAUAAAGUUUCUUCUAACACGUAUGUAUCUCCUUUAUGAAUCGCCCCACCGGCCUCUUCACAGAACCAGAAAGAAACUGCGCCAAGCGGCAAGCUCUCACUAGCUACCUCUCCAUUUCCAACGAUGGCGUCGCUUCUCUCCACUGCCCACUCUUCCCUCUUCUUCACCGCCUCCAAAACCCCUAAUUCCACUUCCCCAGUUCACCAUCCCUCCUUCCCCAAAACCCUCAAACAAGCCUUCGCUUCUCCUCCGCUCCAAUCCGCUUCCAGAUUCCCCUCCGUUAUCCGCCGGGCCUCCGGCGAAGAAUCGGAGUCGGAGAGGGUUACCGAUGAAUGGGGCGAGAAGCCGGAGCCGAAGCCGGAGUACCCGAAGGCUGCCGCGGUGGAUCCUCCCGUGAAUGAGGAUGAGUGGGAGGAGGAGGGAUACUCCGCCGCUGCGGUGGGCAACGGGAGCACUGCUCCGUCGACAGCUGGCGGGAAGAAGGUGGGCGACGGUAACGGGGAGCUGAAGAGGAGCUUGGUGGACACGGUGUACGGUACGGGUUUGGGGUUCCGGGCGGGUUCGGAGGUCCGGGCCGAGGUGUCGGAGCUGGUGAGCCAGUUGGAGGCUGUGAAUCCCACUUCGGCGCCGGUUGACACGGCUUCGCUGCUCGACGGCAACUGGGUUUUGUUGUAUACUGCAACUUCCGAGCUCUUGCCCCUUCUGGCUGCUGGUUCAACUCCUUUGCUAAAGGUGAAGAGGAUAGCUCAGUUGAUCAACUCCAGCAAUUACACCAUUGUCAACUCAACCACAUUAUCGAGCCCUUUUGCUGAAUUUACAUUCAGCGCAACCGCAAACUUCGAAGCCCGAAGUCCUUCAAGAAUACAGGUUGAAUUCAAGGAAGGAACUCUGCAGCCUCCGGAUGUAAAAACCAGCUUUGAUCUUCCAUCCGAAAUCGCUCUAUUCGGGCAGAAGAUCAGCUUGGCCACAGUUCGUCAAUCUCUGAGUCCUCUGCAAGACACGGUGGCUACCAUCUCGAGAGCCAUAUCCGGCCAGUCCCCACUCAAGGUCCCCAUUCCAGGCAGCCGAACCAGGUCCUGGCUCCUGACCACCUACCUCGACGAGGAUCUCCGGAUUUCAAGAGGUGACGGCGGCCUUUUCGUACUUGCCAAGGAAGGAAGCCCUCUCUUGAAUCUGUAACCAGGCAAAUAUUUAAGUAUAUACUCACUCUAUUGUGCUACCUGAUGAAGUACAUAUACACGGCUAAUCGUUGUUGUUGUUGUGGUUGUUUUCGUCGGUUUGUUUCCAUUGUAGUAAAUCCGACUGAGGAUUUAAGAUAUCAAAUUGGAGAUGAUUAACAAAACGUUAUACUGAAGUUUUUGUUGAAUCCCUUGUACCCUGUAUACACGAAGAUGAAGGCAAGUUCUUGUUUGUGGGUGGAAGAAUGGAGCCUGUUGUGAUUUGUGUACAAUAUGAUUAUGACCACGAUAAGAAUCAGUCAUUGUGCAUUACUUGAAUCAAAGAUAUUAGUACGUGUGUUGAGACCUACAACUAUUAACGAGAUGAGCGAAUUGCCUUCUACAUAGGUGUCAAUCGGGAGUUGUCGGUUAACUAAAUAAUCCCAGUGAUUCGGUAAGAUUAUAUCAAAUAAUCAAUUGGUAACCUAACUAAUAAAUGACCUCAUUUUUC
Molecule: messenger RNA, 4180 nt
Organism: Linum trigynum
Lineage: Eukaryota; Viridiplantae; Streptophyta; Magnoliopsida; Malpighiales; Linaceae
Source: the annotation of a GenBank genome assembly